Molecule: messenger RNA, 2493 nt
Organism: Calliphora vicina (urban bluebottle blowfly)
Lineage: Eukaryota; Metazoa; Arthropoda; Insecta; Diptera; Calliphoridae
Gene: Nep7
Product: Neprilysin 7
Exons: 2
Coding region: 217-2442 (741 amino acids)
Biological process (GO): proteolysis
Cellular component (GO): plasma membrane
Molecular function (GO): metalloendopeptidase activity
Source: RefSeq, a predicted model, not a curated record
AAAUUAGUCUUAAUUAAUUGGUGCUACAGAAGAGAUACAAUAAAUUAGAACUAACAAAAAUACAUAUAUUUAAUACAAAAUAAAUAAAAAGAAUGUGAUGAUUAAAAUGAUAAAAACAAGUCAGAUUUAAAAAUUAAAUUCAUAAAUAAAAUAAUACUAAAAAAAAGUAAUAAUUAUUUCAUUAAAAAAAACCAGAAAGUUAAUUCAAUUAAUACAAUGAUCAAGCGAAAUAAUUUAUUUCUUUGCGUCUCUAUCGUGCUGAUGACAACAUUAAAUUUAUGUCUUUCGAAACCUACGACAUCUGCCGGUACAAUCGAUAAUAAUGACACUGAAACUAAUGGCAACUCACAGAUAUUUGUCAACGAGAUUAUUCACAUAUUGGGCGAUAAUGGCGAGGUCAACACAAUUUCUAGUAAAGACAGUGAUUAUCGCAGCCAUUAUGCAGCUCAAAUGUUGUCAUACAUGAAUCGUUCGGUUUAUCCCUGCGAAGAUUUCUAUGAAUAUGCCUGUGGCAAUUGGAAAAAUGUAAUAGAUGAGCGCCAGGCUACACACAAACGUAAUAAUAUUUUGGAUAUCGUAUAUAAAUUGGCCGAUAUUGUGGAUAAUCUUUUACAAAGACCCCAUAUAAAUGAUGUGGCGCCAGAAUAUGCGGCAGAAUUUGAGUUGGCUAAAAAGUUCUACAGCAACUGCCUGAAAGCUGAAUUACAUCCCAUGCGCGCCUCUUCAGAGUAUUUGGCGAUUUUAAAAGAAAUCGGUGGUUUUCCAGCUGUCAAUGCUGAAUGGAAUGCCGAAAAUUUCCAUUGGCUUAAUAUGAGUGGCCACUUGAGCAAUUACGGCAUUAAGAAUAUUGUAAAUGAAGCCAUUCUACCCGAAUAUCCUUUUCCACCAUAUUUCAAAAUGCCAGAAUUUGGUUUCGACAUCGAACUGCACUAUGAGACCAUAGAAAAUACUUCCUCGAAUGCCUAUAAGGAAAAUGAAAAACGUAUGCGCGACAUCUUGACCAUUUAUGGGGUGGAGGAAAAUCGUAUUGCUGGCAUAAUCACUGACACAUUUGAAUUUCUCAAAGAGAUUUUGAAAGUUAAACAACAGUUCAAUGAAGAUGACUUUGAAUGUAGUUUUCUCUCGAAUCUUAUGGAAGAAUCUGAAAUCUCUGCCCUAAAAAAUCAAUGGCGCUCGUAUAAUGAAAUAGCUUGGAUGGGUAAACGUUGGGAAAAUAUCAGCGACGAAUUAGAGGACUGCUGUACACCCUGCUUAUAUUUGUAUGACAAAAUUUCUACUAUUUGCGGAAAGCACAAAGAAGCGGCUGCAAAUUAUUUGUCACUUAAAUUCCUAUAUCAUAUGGAUUCUCGCAUUAAGGAUACAAAAUUUCAAAAAGAUUUCUGCACUUUAAGCCUUAAAUCAUCGAUGAAAUAUUUCUUUGAUCAUUUAUACAUGAAGCUGUACUUCAACGAUGAGUUACACGAAGAGGUAUCUGUCCUUAUCAAAGAAAUACGUCAAAGUUUACGUUUAAUUUUGCAAGAGGCAAAUUGGUUGGAUGAACCCACGCGUCAGGCGGCACUACUUAAGGAAUCUACAAUUGCCGAAUACAUAGGACGCUACGAAAACAUGAAUAUUACCAAACGUUUAAUAGAGGAAUUGAAACAAUUGAAAUUUGUAAAUGGCAGUUAUGAGGCGAACAAUUUAAAUUUGCGUAAAUUCAAACAAUACAUGACCCGCUUCAAUGGUCUCAACUUUGAAGAAUUGGAUAAUACUACAAAACCGCUGGAUCUAGUGGUUGGCAUGCAAGUGAACUCAUUUUAUUAUAAUCUUGACAAUUCGAUUUAUGUUAUGGCGGGCACUCUACUGCCACCAGUUUACAACAAGGCCUGGCCGAAUUCAUUGAAAUACGGCACAUUGGGCUAUUUGAUUGGUCAUGAAUUUACGCAUGGCUUCGAUACGGUGGGAGCGAAUUACGAUGAAGCUGGCCAAGCCAACUAUUGGUGGUCUAACAAAUCGGGCAAGGUCUUUAAGGAGCGCUCUAAAUGCUAUGCGGAUCAUUAUCAGCGUUAUUUGAUACCGGAAAUUAAUCGCAACAUUAAUGGCAAUCUAACGAAUGAUGAGAAUAUCGCCGAUGGCGGUGGUUUGCGUGAAGCUUUAAUGGCCUAUCGUCGCUACAUAAAAAAUGUCACCAAAGAACUAGACUCGAUUUCAGCAUUAUACAAGGAAGAACAAAUGCCCGGAUUAGAUUUGUCGCCUGAACAAUUAUUCUUUUUGGGCUUUGCCCAGCUGUGGUGUGCCUCGUAUAAGGAGGCCGACUACUGGGAUGAACUAACGGAUGAACAUACAAUCGAUAAGUAUCGUGUUCUUGGUGCUGUAUCGAAUAAUGUUGAUUUUGCAAAAGUCUACAAUUGUCCGGUGGGCAGUAAAAUGAAUCCGACGUCUGAUAAAUGUGAAGUAUGGUAGUCAUUUGAGGUUAUUAGCUUUAAGUAGAUUAGCUUAAUUUUUUGUUAUUGU